AUGGUGCUGCCCCGCUCGGCGCUGUCCCGCAGGGUUCCUGAGGGUGACCCUGGGGUUGUUGCCCUGGGGGUGCAGAGCACCCACGUCACCCCCUCCACGCCCCGGGGUGGUCCCGCCCCCCCGGCCUCCGCAGCUCAGCCCAGCCCGCAGCCCAGCCCGACCCGCAGCUCAGCCCGGCCCGCAGCCCAGCCCAGCCCGCUGCUCAGCCCGGCCCGCAGCUCAGCCCAGCCCGCAGCCCAGCCCGACCCGCAGCUCAGCCCGUUAUUCCCUGAACAAACUACCUGCCGCCGGCGAGCCCUGCCCUGCUCACCCCGCGACUUCACCCAGACGUACCCCCCUGCCGGGAUCCUCGCCCCCUCAGCAGCACUGCCCGGAUCCUGCCCCCCGGAGCCUCCCGCAGUGCCGGGAUCCUGUCCCGGUGCCGGGAUCCUGUCCCAGUGCCGGGAUCCUGUCCCGGUGCCGGGAUCCUGUCCCAGUGCCGGGAUCCUGUCCCGGUGCCGGGAUCCUGUCCCAGUGCCGGGAUCCUGUCCCGGUGCCGGGAUCCUGUCCCAGUGCCGGGAUCCUGUCCCGGUGCCGGGAUCCUGUCCCAGUGCCGGGAUCCUGUCCCGGUGCCGGGAUCCUGUCCCAGUGCCGGGAUCCUGUCCCGGUGCCGGGAUCCUGUCCCAGUGCCGGGAUCCUGUCCCGGUGCCGGGAUCCUGUCCCAGUGCCGGGAUCCUGUCCCGGUGCCGGGAUCCUGUCCCAGUGCCGGGAUCCUGUCCCGGUGCCGGGAUCCUGUCCCAGUGCCGGGAUCCUGUCCCGGUGCCGGGAUCCUGUCCCAGUGCCGGGAUCCUGUCCCGGUGCCGGGAUCCUGUCCCAGUGCCGGGAUCCUGUCCCGGUGCCGGGAUCCUGUCCCAGUGCCGGGAUCCUGUCCCGGUGCCGGGAUCCUGUCCCAGUGCCGGGAUCCUGUCCCGGUGCCGGGAUCCUGUCCCAGUGCCGGGAUCCUGUCCCGGUGCCGGGAUCCUGUCCCAGUGCCGGGAUCCUGUCCCGGUGCCGGGAUCCUGUCCCAGUGCCGGGAUCCUGUCCCGGUGCCGGGAUCCUGUCCCAGUGCCGGGAUCCUGUCCCGGUGCCGGGAUCCUGUCCCAGUGCCGGGAUCCUGUCCCGGUGCCGGGAUCCUGUCCCAGUGCCGGGAUCCUGUCCCGGUGCCGGGAUCCUGUCCCAGUGCCGGGAUCCUGUCCCGGUGCCGGGAUCCUGUCCCAGUGCCGGGAUCCUGUCCCGGGCGAGGAGGAGUGA
Messenger RNA from Chaetura pelagica (chimney swift), 1269 nucleotides. Its product is annotated as SH3 domain-containing protein C23A1.17-like. The record is from RefSeq and is a predicted model, not a curated record. Bases 1 to 1269 code for a protein of 422 amino acids. Lineage: Eukaryota; Metazoa; Chordata; Aves; Apodiformes; Apodidae. The transcript has 5 exons.